This is a messenger RNA of Cadophora gregata, 1138 nucleotides long. RefSeq lists its product as uncharacterized. Lineage: Eukaryota; Fungi; Ascomycota; Leotiomycetes; Helotiales; Ploettnerulaceae. Bases 134 to 931 code for a protein of 265 amino acids. The record is from RefSeq and is a predicted model, not a curated record. The transcript has 3 exons.
AUCAACUUCACAGGUAUUCUGCAAUGCUUUCAAUAAUUUGUCAGUUCAACGCUGAUUCCUCGAGGCUCACAUCAAUGUACUAGUCAGGCUGUUUCCCGCACCUCAUAGUCAAUAACUCUAUUCCUCCUCGACGAUGGCAGCCAACACGACUUCGAUGAAACCAUGGGCAGAUACCCCGCUCGCGUUAAUCCCAACUCCUAUCUUUUUAACUAAAAAGCAUGACCUCUUUACCGCUGGCGCAAGUCACAUGUGUAUGGUCCACAACUCCAUAUUCAGAGGAUACAACCCCAUCUACCACCAAGCUCCACAUGUCGCCGAGCCCGAAAAAGCUGACUUUAUCGGCUACUGUUUGGCAUGGCAUAAGUUCGUGAAGUUUCAUGCCGACAAUGAAGAUGUCAGCUUGUUUCCGAGAACAGAAGCGCUUCUGGAUGACAAGACGAUCUUUUUGGAAUCACAUAAAGAGCAUGAUGCCUUCAUGCCCGGCCUUGCCAACUUCCAAGAAUACCUCACCAACCUCCCCUCACCCACCGCCUUCUCCGGCCCCAAACUCCUCGAACUAAUGUCCUCCUUCCAAACCCCCUUCGAAACCCACAUGCGCUCCGAAAUUACCACCAUCGCCAACCUCUCAACUCACCCCAACACCCCAGCAGCAGGGAGUCCAAAAGAGAAAGCCACGCAAGCAGAAUUCGACAAGCGAGAAGGUGACAAGAUCCGAGAAGCGGGCAUGACGGACGUUCUGCCUUUCUUUCUGUUUAAUUUUGAUGGAGAGUUUGAGGAGGGGCUGUGGAGGGAUUGGCCGCCGAUUCCGGGGCUGGUGAGGUGGGUGGUGAUGGGUGUUGCGAGGUUGUUGCAUCCGGGGUGGUGGAAGUUUGCGAGUUGUGAUGGGGGGAGGAGGAGGAGGGAGUUGUAUGCAUUGGCUGGGACGGAAUAGUGAGAUGGGCUCUCGCUAGCGAACGAGUUGGUGAUUAAUUGGGUGGGAUUUUGAGGUUAAUAUUUCGGUUUAGUUGGUUUAGCUUCAUGUACUGACCGUAGGGUUUGAUCCCAGGGCGGUUGCUUCAACGGCGAAAAGGGGGCGGGGUAUUUAGCCGAGCUUGACAAAUAUACUUUCGAAGAGACUUAACAGACGAUUGAGAAUUAU